AUGUCACUCUUGCCCACAUUACUUCUUAGGCGCGGUUCCACCAGACUCUUUGCAACAAUGUCUUCUUCUUCUUCUCCACUAAAGGUCGCUGUCCUCGAUGAUUACCAGGGCAUCUCGGAGCCCAAGUUCAAGGCUCUGGACUCGUCCAAGUACGAAGUUUCCUUCUUCAAGGACACUCUUCGCCCGUACAACCACCCCGACACUACUCAAGAUGUAAAGGAUCAGCUCGUCAAGAGGCUGGAGCCUUUCACCGUCAUCUCAACAAUGCGGGAACGCACUCCCUUCCCGCGCGACCUCAUCUCCCGCCUGCCCAACCUCAAGCUCCUCCUCACCACCGGCAACCGCAACCUCGCGCUGGACCUAGACGCCUUCAAAGAGCGAGGCAUCCCCGUUGCCGGCGCCAUCGACAAGUCCAACCCGGGCAGCGUCGGCUCCGUCAGCACCACCGAGCACUGCGUGACCAUGAUCCUCGCCGCCGCCCGCAACAUUGCCCAGGACGACCUGGCCGUCAAGACGGGCGGGUGGCAGACCGUACCCGCUGUCAGCCUACGGGGCAAGACGCUUGGAACCGUGGGGUUGGGCAGAUUGGGCGUGGCGGUGGCCAAGAUCAUGAUUGUUGGUUUCGGUAUGAAGGUGAUUUGCUGGAGCAGCAACCUCACGCAGGAGAAGGCGGACGAGCAGGCUAAGCAGGCCGGCUUGCCGGUGGAGGACGAGAAGACGGGCGAGAAGACGUUCAAGGUGGUGAGCAAGGAGGAGCUGUUUAAUACGGCAGAUGUGGUGAGCGUGCACUUGGUCUUGGGGGAUCGGUCGAGGGGCGGGAUCGCCAAGAAGGAUUUGGAGUUGAUGAAGAAGACGGCUAUUUUUGUGAACACGUCGCGCGGACCGUUGGUGGUUGAGGAGGACCUGCUGGAGGUAUGUGAACAGGGCAAGAUCAGGGCCGCGGCGCUGGAUGUGUUUAACUUGGAGCCGCUGCCGUUGGAUAGCAAGUGGCGGACGACCAAGUGGGGAGAGGAUGGGAGGAGCAGAGUGCUGCUUACGCCCCAUAUGGGAUAUGUGGAGGAGGAUACGCUGUCGGGGUGGUAUGAUCAACAGAUUGAGAACUUGGAGAGGUGGGCGAAGGGUGAGCAGUUGGCCUUUAGCUUGUAUUAG
Molecule: messenger RNA, 1149 nt
Organism: Sordaria macrospora k-hell
Lineage: Eukaryota; Fungi; Ascomycota; Sordariomycetes; Sordariales; Sordariaceae
Molecular function (GO): NAD binding; oxidoreductase activity, acting on the CH-OH group of donors, NAD or NADP as acceptor
Source: RefSeq, a predicted model, not a curated record